Messenger RNA from Scomber japonicus (chub mackerel), 1587 nucleotides. Its product is annotated as thiamine transporter 2-like. The record is from RefSeq and is a predicted model, not a curated record. Gene Ontology annotation, molecular function: vitamin transmembrane transporter activity. Gene Ontology annotation, cellular component: plasma membrane. The transcript is spliced from 6 exons. Bases 1 to 1587 code for a protein of 528 amino acids. Lineage: Eukaryota; Metazoa; Chordata; Actinopteri; Scombriformes; Scombridae. Gene Ontology annotation, biological process: vitamin transport; transmembrane transport.
AUGGAGGAUAAAACAUUUCUUGAAGGCUUUGAAUGUAUGUGUCCCUUAGAAGAUAAUCAAGAGCCUCCACAUGUUGUUACUCCAAAGAUUAAACUGCCUAAAUUAGACUGUGCUCUCGACGGACGCAGCGAGACGUCCCUGGAGAGCCGAAGAGGAACGAUGGGUUUUUGCUGGAGCGGAGAGUGUGCCAUCAGGCCUUGCUGGGCAGGCCAUUAUAUGCCCUGUCGUGCUGGUUGGGUGGGCCCCACUGUGCUGCUCUGCAUCUAUGGUUUCUGCUCCAUGAUGAGGCCCAUAGAGCCCUUCAUGACAGAGUUUCUCACGGGAACUUACAAGAAUCUCACCACCGAGCAGGUGACUAGACAGGUGUAUCCUGUGUGGACUUAUUCCACCCUGGUUCUCCUCAUCCCUGUCCUCCUGGUGACAGACUACCUCAGGUACAAGCCUGUAAUCAUCCUCCAGGGGCUCACCUAUGUCACAUCAUUUCUGUUGGUACUAGUUGGCUCGGGGGUCCACUCAGCUCAGUUGGCUUUCUUCAUCUACAGCAUUGCCAUGGCAGCAGAUGUGGCUUAUUUCUCCUACAUUUACAGUGUGAUCCAGCCCAGCUACUAUCAGAGGGCGACCAGCUAUGUCAGAGGUGCCAUACUUGUGGGCUACGCUGUGGGUGCCCUGCUAGGUCAGCUGUUAGUGUCUUUAGGUGGGGUGUCCUUAUAUUGCUUAGGUGUUGUGACUCUCAUCUCAGUCUCUGUUGCACUGAUCACCUCCCUUUUCCUGCCAAUGCCUGAGACUAGUUUAUUUUAUAAGGAAACAUAUUCUGAACAAAAGAAAAACUCAAAUGAGGACACUAAGGACUCUGAAAGCCAGGACUCUUUCAUCUGGGUGAGGACCAUAAAGACUACCAAGUAUGUUUGGAGGAUGCUAAAAAGGCUCUUGUUGGACUGUAAGAAAUGUUAUUCCUCCACAGCUUUGCUCUUCCUUUGCAUAUGGGCAGCCACAGGGAGGUGUGGCUUCUACCAGGUGACGGGCUACAUCCAGAUCCUCUGGGUCUACGUGCAGCCACAUAACUCCACAGCCUACAAUGGAGGGGUAGAUGCCGUCAGCACAUUGUCAGGAGCUGCUGCCUCGGUUGCUGUGGGCCACAUGACGCUGGAGUGGUCUGUGUGGGGGGAGUUGGUCCUGGGGGGUUUCACGUUCCUGAUCACUGGCGCUCUAUUCCUGAUGGAUUUCACUCAUAACAUCUGGAUCAGCUACACUUGUUAUUUCCUCUUCCAAACUGUUUACAUGCAGCUCAUCACCAUCUGCACUUUUCAGAUAGCCAAGGCACUGACCAGAGAGCGCUAUGCAUUGGUAUUCGGCAUUAACAGUUUUGUUGGCACAGUGCUGCAGAGUCUCCUCACCGCCAUCGUCAUCAACACCAAGUCUCUACAGCUCACCAUCACUUCCCAGUUCUUUAUCUACGCUUCGUUCUUUGCUGCCAUUUCCCUGCUUUUCACACUGAGAGGUGUGUAUACUGUAAUCCACGCGGGCCGGCCUGCUAGCGAGCAUCAGCCAGAGAAGACAACCCGCCUGCCAGAGGACUUACAUCAGUGA